GCUUAGGACAAGAUGAGAGAACUGGAACCUGUAGGACAACAUUUUUGAUGCUCCUAGAAUAUAUAGCGUCAAGAACCUUACGUUUCCUGCAUCCCUUCGCCUUAAGGCCGUUGACGUUUUAACCUUUUUUAUUGCAUUCAAGUAAACAAUUAGUCAUCCAGUACUGAGCCUGAUCCAUUUACUACAGAAUAUAAGACGGUACGUACUGUGCUAGGGCAUUCAUACAUCAGUACACAUCGCAUUGGACAAGAUGAGAGAACUGUUCCUAACCGCCCUACUCGCCUGCGUGUCCGCAGCGCCCUCUAUCUUAGCACCGUACCCGUAUGCACUACCCAUCGCCGUAAAUGGGGCAGCACCUUUAGUGGGUGCACCGACCAUUUCGCCUGGCGACAUUGCAGCUGUUGCUAUAGAUGCUCAGGUUAAGUUCGCUGAUCAAGCCCGUUACAUCAGUGACGAAGCUAAAGAUAUAGCAGAACAAGCUAUUGAAAAACAAAACCAGGAAGUCCGCAACGCAAAUGACUUAGCCAAAGAAAAAGAAGAGGAAGCCUUAUGGGCUGCAGAAGAGAAGAAAUGGCAAGCACUCAACGAAUUACAAAUUGCUGAGGCUAGAAUUGCUGGAUCAAUUGCUAGCAAAGUUGCUGCUGAAGCCGAAAGUACCAAAGCAAAAGCUGAAGCUACAGAAGUGAAAAGUGAAGAAAAAGCUGAAAUUAAAACUGAAGAGAAAGCCGGAAUCAUUAAUGAAAUAGUAGAGGUUAAAAGUGGAGAAAAGUCGGAGGUGAAAACUGCUGAAGCCGGAAAACCAGCUGAAAUUGUAAUGCCUGCUGAGGCUGCGAAAGAAAACGCUAUUGAAGUCAAAGCCCUAACUCCAGAAAUAGCUAAACUCGAAGCGGCUUUAGCGGCUCUCAAAUCGGCUUUAGCACCUAUAGCUAUCGCUCCAGGUUUUAACUACCAGCCUUAUGUAGCACCGAUAUCCUACACUCAAAAUUCCGCCUACAGCUUGCAUCCUUUCCAACAUUUACUGGCAAUACCUUACCAGUCGACUUUAUCUGUUAAGAAAGUAUGGUAAAUAAAAGUUAUAUAUGAUGAAUAAGAAGGUAGUAAAGUGAUCUUAGAAUUAUUAAGUUA
This is a messenger RNA of Maniola jurtina (meadow brown), 1125 nucleotides long. Its product is annotated as pupal cuticle protein PCP52-like. The record is from RefSeq and is a predicted model, not a curated record. NCBI's taxonomy places the organism in Eukaryota, Metazoa, Arthropoda, Insecta, Lepidoptera, Nymphalidae. Bases 251 to 1066 code for a protein of 271 amino acids. The transcript is spliced from 4 exons.